Messenger RNA from Ochotona curzoniae (black-lipped pika), 1665 nucleotides. RefSeq names its product GDNF family receptor alpha 3 (gene GFRA3). Gene Ontology annotation, molecular function: signaling receptor activity. Gene Ontology annotation, cellular component: signaling receptor complex; external side of plasma membrane. Gene Ontology annotation, biological process: nervous system development. Lineage: Eukaryota; Metazoa; Chordata; Mammalia; Lagomorpha; Ochotonidae. The transcript has 8 exons. The record is from RefSeq and is a predicted model, not a curated record. The coding region runs from base 1 to 1185 and encodes 394 amino acids.
AUGGUGCGUCCCCGCAACCUGCGACCCCUGCCGCUAGUGGUCCUGCUGCUGCCGUUGCUGCUGGCGCUUGGAGCUGGAGAGCCCCUUCCCACUGAGAGCCGGUUCCUAAACAGCUGUCUCCAAGCCAAGAAGAAGUGCCAGGCCAAUCCUGCUUGUAAGACUGCCUACCAACACCUUGGGUCCUGCACCUCCAAUCCAAGCACCCUGCUACCCUCAGAGGAGCCUCCCAUCCCUGCAGACUGCCUAGAAGCAGUGCAGCAACUGAAGAAUAGCUCUCUGUUAGGCUGCUCAUGUCACCGGCGCAUGAAGCAUCAAACUGCCUGCCUGGACAUCUAUUGGACCGUUCACUCUGCCCGCAGCCCUGGUGACUAUGAGCUGGAUGUCUCCCCCUACGAUGACACGGUGACCAUCAAACCCUGGAAAAUGAAUCUCAGCAAACUGGACAUGCUCAAACCAGACUCAGACCUCUGCCUCAAGUUUGCCGUGCUGUGUACUAUGAAUGACAAAUGUGAACGACUGCGCAAAGCCUAUGGGGAGGCAUGUUCUGGUUCUCAUUGCCAACGACUCGUCUGCCUGGAGCAGCUGCGCACCUUUUUCGAGAAGGCGGCCGAGCCGUAUGCCCAAGGCCUGCUGCUGUGCCCGUGUGCGCCCACUGACCUGGGCUGUGGAGAGCGCCGCCGCAACACCAUCGCCCCCAGCUGUGCGCUCCCAAGUGUGGCUACCAACUGCCUGGAGCUGCGUCGCCUCUGCCUUUCAGACUCACUGUGCAGGUCACGCCUGGCAGAUUUCCAGACCCACUGCCAUCCCAUGGAUAUCCUAGGGACCUGUGCAACAGAGCAAUCUAAAUGUCUGCGAGCAUACCUGGGGCUGAUUGGGACUGCCAUGACCCCCAACUUUGUCAGCAACAUUAAUACCAGUGUUGCCUUGAACUGCACCUGCCGUGGCAGUGGCAACCUGCAGGAUGAAUGUGAGCGUCUGGAAGCUUCCUUUUCCCACAACCCCUGUCUCAUAAAGGCUAUGGCAGCCAAGAUGCGUUUUCACAGCCAGAUCUUCUCCCAGAACUGGGUGGACUCCACCCUUACCGUGAUGGAACGCCAGAAUCAAAGCUCUGUUCUGCAGCCGCAGUCCUGGGUGGCUCUUCUGUUUUGUACCCUUGCCAUGAUUCUGCUCCUGAGCCUCUGGUAGUUGGACUUUCCUGAGAACCCUCUUUCCCUCCAACACACCCAACCAGACUUGUAGCCUGCAAGAAUGAGCAAAGGACAGGAAAGAGGGGCUGAGCACAGCGGUGCAGCCCUGACCUACCCAGCACGUCCAGCUGACUUUGUAGUCGAAAUAGGGACUAUACCUGAUCCCCAGCUCUUCAUUAUUGGCUGGUGCUCAUGUCUCCCUCCUUUUCUCCCUCCCCUACCCCCUGCUCCAACUUCUGACUGUCUUCAGGUAGUAACCAGCUCCUAAUUCCCACCACGAUUACCUGAAGUUUGACAAGGUAGUCAUUUCUAUUUCAGCUUCCACUUGAGUAGGGCCAGGUGUUCUGAGGCAGCCUAGAAAGAUAGUCCCCAUAGUGAGGAAGCCUAGAGCAGGAUUCCUGUGCCCUGGUCUCCUCCUGUGAGUGGGAAUGGCUAGGAACCCACUUCCUGCACUGCCCUGUCUCAAGAGUCCUACAGA